Messenger RNA from Penicillium daleae, 390 nucleotides. RefSeq lists its product as uncharacterized. The transcript has 4 exons. Bases 1 to 390 code for a protein of 129 amino acids. The record is from RefSeq and is a predicted model, not a curated record. Lineage: Eukaryota; Fungi; Ascomycota; Eurotiomycetes; Eurotiales; Aspergillaceae.
AUGAAUGAUAAAGAUACUCAGAAUGCGGUAGCUUCCCUCUACCUGGAGGGGAAGGCAGGUAGGCAAUUCGAAGUGAACAAAGCGGUGGAGGCGGAGCAAGUGCCGAUAGAGUCCCCCGAUCUCACGGCAGCGGUCAUUAGGCUUCCCGAGCGACUGAUUUUCAUAGUAUCAGUUUACGUUGAAGGAGGCAAUGCCUCAGCUCUAGACGACGCAUACAAUCACUUACGCAACGCGAUCACAAAGGUACGGCGAGACACGGGCGCGGUGGUGGAGGUUUUGAUCGGAGGAGACAAUGUGUCUUUGGAGAGACAAGGCGAAGCGGAUCUAAUCAUCGACCUCAUGAAUGAAUUUGCUCUCAGCAAUCUACUCAAACGAGGCACAAAGACAUAG